CCCCUGCCCUGUGACCCCGCAGAGAACUACGAGCGUCUGGAGGCGGACAAGAAGAGGCAGGUGCUGAAGAAACGCCCGUGUGGCGGGGCCACCAUCCGCUUCCACUCCCUCAGCGUCCCCAUGGUGACUGAGGGCAGCCUGAAGGAGGAGACUGUUGAUGUGGAGGGCCUGGACCAGGAGCCACAGCCUCCAGUUGACCAGCCGCCCGCGGGCCGCUGCCUGCGUAACUUUGUCACCUUCAGCGACGAGGCGACGUUCGAGCGGUGUUUCCCGCGGAGCCGCCCGGCCCGGCCGCCGAUUCGCGAACUCUGCCCCGUCACCCACAAGCCGGCGCUCUACCGCGACCCCGUCACGGACAUCCCCUACGCUAGCACGCGCGCCUUCAAGAUCAUCCGCGAGGCCUACAAGAAGUACGUGUCCGCCCACGGCCUGCCGGGCACCGCCGUCGCCAACGCUACCGCCAACGCCGCCGCCGCCGGGCACGGAGCAGCCGCUGGCGCGCAGGACCAGGCCGCACGGAACCGGCAACGGAUCAUCAUCAAACAGGCCACAACUCCCACCUGAGGGGAGAGGGGAGGAGGGAAGGGGGACAAUGA
This is a messenger RNA of Amblyraja radiata (thorny skate), 596 nucleotides long. RefSeq names its product vacuolar protein sorting-associated protein 72 homolog. The transcript is spliced from 2 exons. The record is from RefSeq and is a predicted model, not a curated record. Gene Ontology annotation, cellular component: nucleus. The annotation marks the transcript as partial. Lineage: Eukaryota; Metazoa; Chordata; Chondrichthyes; Rajiformes; Rajidae.